AUGGCAUCAAAUGAUUUACCUAAUGGGAACAGGAAAAGAAAGGAAGAUGAUCAAGGAAAAAUCAACAAGCAAAAACCAAUGUCCAAGCAAGAUCCAUUGACAGGAAAUCCAUCAACGUCGUAUCCAAUCUUUGAGGAACAUGACAAAGUGUUUGACAAGGAGGGUUCAUUGAUGAGUGUUACUUUGGAUUCACUAAUUGAACUACUUAUUCCCAGUCAUAGUUACUCACCCGAACAAUCGUAUAUUUUUGCUGCUCUACUUAAUAUUCGUAUUUUUAUAUCACCGCCAGAUUUAUUGCAAAAAAUCCUACAGCAAUGUGUUUUCAAACAGAAUGCAACUAAUGCAAAUUUCACAAAGGAAGGACGAACACGUAAUUUCCGUGGAAUCUAUAAAUUGUGUCUUGAAUGGACUCAAAGUAUUCCGUAUGAUUUCCGUGAUGAACAAAUGCAGCAACGUUUGGUUGAGCUGCUUAGUUUAUGCUCCACCGAUGAACAUUGUAAAUUACAUACGGACAGAUUGCUCAAACAACUUCAUCACACGGGAAGUUAA
Loa loa (African eye worm) is the source of this 549-nucleotide messenger RNA. RefSeq lists its product as hypothetical. The record is from RefSeq and is a predicted model, not a curated record. NCBI's taxonomy places the organism in Eukaryota, Metazoa, Nematoda, Chromadorea, Rhabditida, Onchocercidae. The transcript is spliced from 3 exons. The coding region runs from base 1 to 549 and encodes 182 amino acids.